Parus major (Great Tit) is the source of this 2509-nucleotide messenger RNA. RefSeq names its product GATA zinc finger domain containing 1 (gene GATAD1). The coding region runs from base 100 to 873 and encodes 257 amino acids. Gene Ontology annotation, cellular component: nucleus. The transcript has 5 exons. The record is from RefSeq and is a predicted model, not a curated record. Gene Ontology annotation, molecular function: sequence-specific DNA binding; zinc ion binding. Gene Ontology annotation, biological process: chromatin organization; regulation of DNA-templated transcription. Lineage: Eukaryota; Metazoa; Chordata; Aves; Passeriformes; Paridae.
UAUCCGUCGCCGCCGGGAAGGGGCCUGCACCGGAGCCGCUGUGGGUGCCGCGCUCCCGCCGCUCGCUGUCGGGCCCGCGGGCCCCGCGCCCCGCUCACGAUGCCGCUGGGGCUGAAGCCCACAUGCAGCGUGUGCCGCAGCACGUCCUCUUCCAUGUGGAAGAAGGGCGGGCAGGGCGAGAUCCUGUGCAACAACUGCACGGCCCGCUCGGCGCCGCCGCCCCCCGCCGCCUUCGCCACCACCUCGGCCGCCGCCCAGCACAGCAACGGCGGCAGCGGCGGCGGUGGCGGCGGCGGCGGAGGGGGGAAGCAGAGCAAGCAGGAGAUCCACCGCCGCUCCGCGAGGCUCAGGAACACCAAGUACAAGUCUGCGCCCGCCGCGGAGAAGAAGGUUUCCACGAAGGGCAAGGGCAGGAGGCACAUCUUCAAGCUCAAAAACCCCAUCAAGGCUCCUGAGUCCGUAUCCACUAUAAUUACAGCAGAAUCAAUCUUUUAUAAGGGUGUAUACUACCAAAUUGGAGAUGUUGUUUCUGUGGUUGAUGAGCAGGAUGGAAGAACAUACUACGCUCAGAUCCGUGGGUUUAUUCAGGACCAAUACUGUGAAAAGAGUGCUGCACUAACCUGGCUCAUUCCUACACAAGCCAGUCCCAAAGACUGUUUUGACCCAGCAUCCUAUAUCAUAGGACCAGAAGAAGAUCUCCCAAGGAAAAUGGAAUAUUUAGAAUUUGUUUGUCAUGCACCUUCGGAAUAUUUCAAAUCUCGAUCAUCUCCCUUCCCUACUGUUCCUACACGGCCAGAGAAGGGCUAUAUAUGGACUCAUGUGGGACCUACUCCUGCAAUCUCCAUUAAAGAAACUGUAGCCAAUCAUUUAUAAUUUUUUUAAGGACUGUUUUGCACUAGUUAUUUUGGGUGUAUCCUCCAGUUUGUAAACCCUGUACAAGAAGUCUUCAAAAUUAUAAAAUGUGCUGGUUUACUUUACAGAUUAUGGUAUUUAUUAACUUUAGAUACAUCAGAUCUUUGAAGUGGAAGUUUUCAUUUCAGUGCUCUAUUCUUCAGACAUUAUUGCUCAUCUUGGGACAAAACCACAAGUUUCAUGUUGUCUUUGACUUCUGAAAAUUUCCUGUAGUGUUCAUUCUUACUUUUUAAGUUAAUUUUCCAAAAGAAAAAUUUAAAAGACAUAAUCAUCCAGCAUUUUAUAUAAAUGUUUAAUUUAAUUAACUGUGACCGCUGCUUUUAUUUCCUUGUUAAAUAAUUUAAGACUAGGUUCACCUAAAUUACUGAAAUGGUCAGUGAUGCAGUUAACAGUUUUCUGUUACAUGGAGAGGAAUGAUCUCCCUGGAUUUCUCCAGACUAAAACCUCAAACACAAAGAGGGACUCUAACAGUCACCUUUUAAGGGAGUUUUGUUCAUCUGAAUCUCAAAUGUAGGCCUAUGUGUGAGCUUUCUGCUAAACUUACUUAUAUGAGGGCAUAAAUUUCCUGGAAAAUUGGAUGUAAAUUCAAAAAGUAAUGUUAUUUGCCAUCCUGGCAUCUUCAUGGCAGAAGUGUAUCUGCAUUUCCUGAGCAAGCCAACACUGACAUACAAUUUGAGUUUUAGAUUGUUGGUAUUUGUUUGCGUGUUAGCUUGGACUCAUAAAAUUUAUUUUAAAUUCUUUUUUCAGUCUUCACAAUUAAUGAUGGUAAGAAGAAAAAAAAAGGUCAGGCAAUUGAAACAAAAAAAAAAUUGGUAAGGGAAAUAAAAACUAAUUUUGUGUAGUGACAGUCUCAGGAUAACAAGGAAAAUGUUUAAAUAGCAGAAUGGGAAAAAUGCUACAUACUAAAAUACCAAUGAAGUUUUCUGCCCAAAACUUUUUACCAGCCAGUCAGCUCCAAACACGAUGAGAUGUGCUUUUAUGGCCUGGAUUCCAAGGGCUUAGUGGUUCCUGCUGCCUGUGAAGGAUAACAGCUGUAAGUGACCUUAAAUUUAAAUGUACUGAUCUUUUCUGUUUUGUUUUUUUUCUUUGUAUGAGUAUAUGUAACUACCACCCAGAAGUCAGCCAGAAUCACCUUUAAGACAUUGUAUAAAAGCGUAAAAAUAUUGCAUUUGGCUUAUGUUCUAACUUUAUAAAAGGCUUUGAUUUAAGAUGCAACAUAUUUGAAAGUCCCAGGUAUUGACAACUUUUAAUACAGUGGGACCUGUGAGGGCAGGAACCAGAUAGAUUUGUUUCAGCCUGCAGCCUCUGUUCUGCCCUCUUCAAAUACAAGGAAGAAUAAUCAGCCAUAAGGGAAUAGAUGUGAAAGUUAAGGGUUACUGUCAAUAAUUCAGAAUGCUCAGAAGUUAGCAAUAUGUUGUUAAGAGUUAAAUCUUAAUCCUUAGUUGUUUACAAAGAUAUGUGCCCAUGUUCAGUGUCUUGCAGUAAUUAAUCCUGAGAUGACCUCACUUCUCUCCAUUGUCUCCUUUCAAUUCCUCUGGAUUUUUUUUUUUAUUUAUUUAUUAACAACAACAAAAAAAUAAAAAUAACAAGUCUUGUA